This is a messenger RNA of Maylandia zebra (zebra mbuna), 1390 nucleotides long. NCBI's taxonomy places the organism in Eukaryota, Metazoa, Chordata, Actinopteri, Cichliformes, Cichlidae. The record is from RefSeq and is a predicted model, not a curated record.
AUGUCCAACUAUCCACAUGUUGACAGUCCAUCUCCUGUAAAUGUCCCAGCCACAGUGGUGGAGGCCAUGACGAGGCAGGAAUCCCUCCAGUCCUUCAGCAAAAACGGCAAACCCUCUUCCUCAUCCUCUUCAUCGUCCUCCACUCCGUCCUCCACCCUCAUGCGCUCCAUGGUCUUCCCACUCCCCUGCCCUCGGAGUUUCUCCCUGUUGGAUAAGGUUGGGGUUCAGUCGGACUCCAGUUUUGGCCAGUUGGGGUCAAAGAACCAGAGAGUCCUGGCAAGUCCCACAUCCACCAGCCAGCUUAGCAGUGAGUUCAGCGACUGGCACCUGUGGAAAUGUGGCCAGUGCUUCAAGACCUUCACCCAGAGGAUCCUGCUCCAGAUGCAUGUGUGUCCGCAAAAUCCUGACCGACCAUACCAGUGUGGCCACUGCUCCCAGUCCUUCUCUCAGCCUUCAGAGUUGAGGAACCAUGUAGUGACGCACUCCAGCGACCGACCUUUCAAAUGUGGAUACUGCGGCCGGGCCUUCGCUGGCGCCACGACGCUCAACAACCACAUCCGCACACACACAGGAGAGAAGCCGUUCAAGUGCGACCGCUGCGACCGCAGCUUCACACAGGCCACUCAGCUCAGCCGCCAUCAGCGACUUCCCAACGAGUGCAAACCCGUGAACGAGACCAGCGAGUCCAUCGAGGUGGAUUAACCCCCGACUGUUUCCCGACUGAGACCACGUCCACAUUAAGACAGUUCAAUAUGAAAAUGUGACUCUUUCUUCAGUUUUGGACCUCCAUCCACACCAAGACGCUCACUUCAUAUUAAUUCUAAUUUAGUUUUCCAGAAAUAAAGCUCCUGAGGAGCAUCACUGUGUUAAUUGGGUCCAACCUGCACUAAAUUAAAUGUGUGGAUUAAAAAUAAAGUUUGCAAAUUCCAGGAGUUUCCAGGGAUAAACAACAAAAUGUGAAUGUAUGGUAAAUUUUUUUGGGCAAGUAUCAUUUCAGUGUAGUGUGAGAAUCACUUUGGUCUUAUUUACGAUCACAUUUGUUUCACCUUUCCUUGCUUUUAAGUUGAUGACAACACCUUAAGUUACCACAGUAAUGCAAUAACAGCUUUCCAACAAGCUCUAAACCAAACAACAUGAGAGGAAGUGUCAUGGUUGUUGUAACUUUUCAGUCGUGUUGACCCACCUGACUGCGGUUGAAGUAAAAAACUUGCAAACACACAGAGAAAAGCUGCUGGUUGUGGCAUUUAUGUCCAAACUCUCCACCAGUCAUUGUUAGCUUCCAAUAGAUCAGCCCAUUUUAACGGACACGAUACGGCUUUUUAAUUCAGUUCAGUUUUAUUUAUUUAGCACCAAAUCAUAACAAAAGUUGCAUCAAAGCGCUUUAUAUUGU